AAAUGCGCAUCGGUCAUUGAAAACCGGUGCCAAAAAUACAAGCCUAGACCAAAAAAAUAAAACAGGUUUAAUAGGGCACCGGUUAACCGGUGGCCUUUUCCCAAUAUUCCCUAAAAUUAGAACACGCUUUCUCUCCUCACUCUUCCCUCUCUAUCUCUAACUCACAGGUUCUCUCUCCUCUGUUUCCUAUCUCCUCUCUCUUCUCGCUCCACCACAGCCACCACUAGCACAACCAACGCAACCCUCCUCUCUCUCCAUCCUAGCGUUCCGCCACCACCACCGUAGUCGUCACUAAUGGCGUAAGCCCUUAAAAAACUAGGAGAACGAUGCCUAGAUCUCUAAUGGCGACACUGCUCCUCACAAGGCAAGACAAGUCCAAGGCGGUUGAGAUACUUGUUGGUGAUUUGAAAGUAUUUUCGACAUUCAACGAAGAGCUCUACAAGGAAAUCACACAACUUUUAACUCUAACUAACUUCAGGAAAUGUCUUCUACAAGUUUCUCACCUUCAAAGGAGAAGAAGUGCAAAUGUGGUGUUCCCUUUGCAAAGCUUACCAGUUGGACAAGGGAGAACCCUGGUCGUAAGUUCAAAACAUGCAAGUUCUACGAUCCUGUAACUGAGAGCAGAGGUUGUAAAGCAUUUGAAUGGGUGGAUGAACAAGAUGGGACAGCCUGGCAAACAGAGGUGAUCAACAAUUUGUUGUUAGAUAAGAAACUGUUGAAGGGGGAAAUUAGUGAUUACAAGAGGGAAGUUGAUGAUCUUGGUGGACAGUUGAGGUGUUUGCUGAAUGAAGUGGACAGGCUGAAAAUGAAAUGCAAGGCUUUAAACUCUGACAGGAACAAGAUGAACAGAGAGAUGCAUGGAAGGAAUGCUAGAUCAGAUCACUCUGUUCUUAGUCUUGCUGUUGGGAUUAGUUUGGUCAUAUUAGUGAUCCUUCUUAUUAGGGGGCUUGUAAUGCAUUAAGUAUAACUUGUAAUGCUAGUAAUUGCAUGAAACAGUAAUAUGGUAAUGUAAUGAUUUAUAAGUGGCAGUGAACCACUAUUGCAAGCAAACUAAUGUACACAAUUAUGAAAGCAAUGAAUUAAGUAAGUACCUAAGUAGUUGAUAUUGCA
Molecule: messenger RNA, 1110 nt
Organism: Chenopodium quinoa (quinoa)
Lineage: Eukaryota; Viridiplantae; Streptophyta; Magnoliopsida; Caryophyllales; Amaranthaceae
Exons: 3
Coding region: 482-961 (159 amino acids)
Molecular function (GO): zinc ion binding
Source: RefSeq, a predicted model, not a curated record